Prunus armeniaca (apricot) is the source of this 1263-nucleotide messenger RNA. Lineage: Eukaryota; Viridiplantae; Streptophyta; Magnoliopsida; Rosales; Rosaceae. The record is from the annotation of a GenBank genome assembly.
AUGCCAAGGCCAGGGCCAAGACCUUAUGAGUGUGUGAGGCGAGCUUGGCACAGCGAUAGACACCAACCCAUGAGAGGUUCUAUCAUUCAGCAGAUUUUCAGGGUCGUCAGUGAGGUUCAUGGCUCCGUGACUAAGAAGAACAAGGAAUGGCAAGAAAAGCUACCUAUGGUGGUUUUUAAAGCAGAGGAAAUUAUGUAUUCCAAAGCCAAUUCAGAGGCUGAGUACAUGAAUCUUGAAACGCUAUGGGACAGAGUAAAUGACGCCGUUAACACAAUUAUCCGGCGAGAUGAGGGCACUGAAACCGGAGAGCUUUUGCCGCCUUGUGUUGAAGCUGCCCUUAAUCUGGGUUGCAUUCCAGUAAGAGCUUCAAGAAGCCAACGCCACAGUAAUCCAAGGAUUUACCUCACUCCAAGAGCACAAGAACCCCUUUCUGCUCCCACUAGGAUUUUGGAUAGAACUACUGAUGAAAGACGCCCUCAGUUUUCUCCACACCACUCUGGCAAUCAAUUGAACUUUGCAAAAGCCUCAACUGGGAAUUCUGCACAUUCGGUCCCAGAAUCAUACAGCCGCAUCAACCAAAAUACUAACCUUAAUAGCCGUCAGAAUUACCCCUUUUCACUUGAGAAUCUUCCUGCUGGCCAUAACCAGUUAACAACAAUGUCAACCAACAACUCCUUGGACUUGGGUUCAGUAUAUCCAUUAUAUUAUGGAACUCACUAUCAAUCCGAAGAGUGCCAGGUAGGUCCUCAGGUCCCAGAAAACACACAUUCUAGGACUAUAUAUGUUGGCAAACCAAUUGUUUCCUCGAUUGCGGAGCCUACUAAGCACAACCUUUUCUCCUCUCAAACUGCUGAAAAUGUGUCACACAGAAUCACACAAGUAGAAGUCCAUGAUAAGCCACUAGAAACGGAAUGUGAUUUAUCAUUGAGGUUGGGUCCGGUCUUGCACCGAUGUAUUCAAAGAAGUUUGGCCAGUGAAACAGAAGAUAUUGGUUCGAGCAGUUCUCAAGAUGGGGGAAAAUUAAAUGAUUUGUCACCAUCGAUAAGUAAGGAAAUCUGUUUCUUUCCCACAAAGACUGCUUGUGAUCGCUUUGAGUCCACUUCAAGUAUGUGGAAUUCAGAGGGUGAAGGUCGGAGUCCGGAGGCAACUGUAAGGAAGCGCAAGGCACCUUUUUGUAGCAAUGAAGAGGAUGGGAAAUUUUGUGGGCAACCACAUGUCCUGCCCAACAGAUUGGCUGAUCGAACUACAGGGCCUGGUUUGUAG